CGGCGGGCGCGGGCGGGCGGGGGCGGCGCUGCUGGCGCGGGGGCCGCCGCCGGGGCUGGGCCCGGGGCAGCGCCGGCACCGCUACAAGGAGAAGUGGGCUGCCACAGCCCCCCGCAUCCCACCCACGCGGCUGGCCCUGCACCAUUUUGACAUGAACUACAGCCUGCAGCUGAAGGACCUGUGGCCCUCAGUCCGUGCCAGCCUGCUCUGCGAGCAGAAGUACGGUGCCCUCUUCAACAACUUCUCUUCAGUUGACCAUGUCACCCAAGAGCUGGAGCUGCUGAGUGCCACCGAUUUUAUUUCUGAAGCCUCCAGAAAGGUGCAGGGACCGGCACAGGGUGCAGCUGCGGAGGAAGCAGGAAGAGGGGAAAGCAGAUCCCAGGACGGGUCUGGCGAGGGCAGGACAGGGAUGCAGGCAGACACGAUGACACAGGCAGAGGUGUCACCACCACUUCGUGCCUCCAUCAGCUCCACCAUCAAGUGUUACACCUUCCCCAGGGGUGACAUCACGCGCUUCCGCCCUGCCUGGCCAGACACUCUGGGGCUCCUCAGCUAUUAUCUGAUGGACGCAGCAUCUCUCCUGCCCGUCCUGGCACUCAGUGUGCAGCCAGGUGACUUUGUCCUCGACCUCUGUGCGGCUCCGGGUGGCAAGACUCUGGCUCUCUUGCAGACUGGGAUUUGUGGGCACCUGGCAGCCAAUGAUGUCUCCGUUUCCCGGACAAAGCGGCUGUACCAGAUUCUCCAAAGCUAUGUUCCCAGAGAAAUCAGAGAAACUGUGAGCAUCACAUCCUAUGACGGAAGGGACUGGGGGCAGCUGGAAAGUGGCACUUUCCAUAAGGUGCUGGUGGAUGUGCCCUGCACAACAGACAGGCACUCUGUCAUGGAGGAGGAGAACAACAUCUUCCACAAGAGACGAACCAAGGAGCGACAGAUGUUGCCCAUGCUGCAGCUGCAGCUGCUGAUGGCUGGGAUCCUCGCUACGAGGCCAGGGGGAGAGGUGGUGUAUUCUACGUGCUCCCUCUCUCCGCUGCAGAACGAGUACGUGGUCGAGAGAGCAGUAGACAUUGCAGAAACUGAGUUUAACAUCAGUAUGCACAUCCAGGACUUGAGUCCCUUCAGGAUGCUCUUCCAGGACACGUUUUCCUUCUUCUCGGAUUGCCGGGUGGGGGAGCUUGUUCUGCCUCACCUCACAGCCAACUUUGGACCUAUGUAUUUCUGCAAAUUACGGCGGAUGUAGCUGGGGUGACAGAUGAUGUCUGCUGCCUUUCAGGAAAUACCCUACAUUUCCAGGGAAUGCAAAACUGCUUUCUAUUUAUUUUUCUGUUUAAAAUGCCCUAAAGAAAGUAGGUUUUUUUACUGCAGAGAUAGAGAAUGAAUGAGAAGGAGCUGCUGUCGAGUCUCCUGCACAUUUAUUUGUUUGAGACUGAGGUGUUUAAUCUAGGAAAGCAAGAGAGUUCUUACCAGAGGAAGCGAUUUAUCCAUCUGUCUCAGGGCAGGGUAAAUGGCCCUGUGUGGAUGCUGCUCUCUUCUGUCUGACUGCUUUGAUCCUACAUGAGCAGGUUUGGGUUAACAAACACCAUCUGGGGAUCUCAGCCUUUCUGUCCCAGAUCUCACCAUCUGCAUAAUUAAGUUGCAUCUGUCUCUACUUAUCUCCUACCUUCAGAAAGGGCAGCCUGAGGUCCUGAAAUAAGAGGUUUUAAAAAAUGCUCCAGCUGUAAGGCUGGAAAUGUGCUUGGGAUGCUCAAGGUCUGGUGGUGGAAAGAGCUGGUUGCUGCAGAAAGGCCAGUGACUGUUGCCAUCCCUCAGGGGCAGGGAAGCUGUGAUUGAGAAGGAUGUGUGAACACGCCCAUGGUAGAUGCCAUUUCAUGGGAAGGUGUCUGUAUGGUUUUGACUAAUAAAUGUGCAUUCAUGUAAUCAACAGCUA
This is a messenger RNA of Apus apus (common swift), 1924 nucleotides long. It is a transcript of the gene NSUN4, whose product is annotated as NOP2/Sun RNA methyltransferase 4. The transcript is spliced from 6 exons. The coding region runs from base 152 to 1237 and encodes 361 amino acids. Gene Ontology annotation, cellular component: mitochondrial large ribosomal subunit. Gene Ontology annotation, molecular function: methyltransferase activity. Gene Ontology annotation, biological process: rRNA methylation. Lineage: Eukaryota; Metazoa; Chordata; Aves; Apodiformes; Apodidae. The record is from RefSeq and is a predicted model, not a curated record.